UGUUCCAGCUCCCAUCAGCUGUCCAGCAUCAUAAAACUUGGCUGUGAUCAUACAGUUACGUAAGACGGCCUCUGGAUUGUUGGGAUGGAUUCUAAACACCUGCCCACACACACACACACAGCCAGACAGGGCACCAGCACCAUGAAGUACAUUGGAGGUGUGGACAAUGACAUGGAGUUUCCACGAUUCACCUUUAACCCUAAGGAGGGCAUAGACAACCCAGCGCUGGUCAUAUCUGAUGAUCCAGAGCCGGACCGGACCCCGGUGCCUCGGUUAUGCCAGCUGAGCCGUCAGGAGGGCCAGAGUUUUGGCUUCUGCCUGAGGGUGGAGAGGGACCGGAGGGGGUAUGUAGUCCGGCAGGUGGGGCCCUGGAGCCCCGCAGGGAUGAGUGGCCUCAGGGAUGGAGACAGACUACUUGAGGUCAACGAGGAGUUUGUAGAAAACAUGGAGUUCUUCAAGGUGAUUCAGAAGGUCGAGUUUUGCGGUUUGCAGCUGGUCCUGCUUGUUCUGAAGGAAGAGGAGUACGAAGAGGCUGUGUCCAGGGGGCUGGACCUGCAGGCUCUGGCCAGGGAGCACCGAGGGGGGGGUUGUUCCAGACCCAGACUCUGCCACGUCACCAGAGACCCUGUCCUGGGCCUGGGCAUCAGCCUCAUCCCUAUAGAAGGCCAGAGAGGCAGGUAUAUGCUGAGCCCAACGAACGAUGGACCGUCGGAGAGGGCGGGUGUCCGCAGCGGAGACAGGCUGGUGUGGAUCAACGGCGCCAUGGUGUCCACCCUCACACACUCCGCCCUCAACAGAAUGGUGAAGAGAGGCAGUGACUCUGUGACCUUGCUGGUGAUCGAUGCUGAGAGUGAGUCCAGCUACGCCAGACGGAAGCUGGCCGUCCAGCCCUGUCUGGCGGAGGCCCACCACCUGCCUCACAGGCCCAGGACCAUCUACCUGACCAUGGGGGCCGACGGCUACGGCUUCCUGCUGCGCCAGGAGAGGCUGCCUUCAGGACGCAUCGUCCAUUUCCUGCGUGAGGUGGAUGCAGGGAGCCCGGCAGAAGAGGCAGGAAUGCAGGACGGCGAGCUGCUGCUGGCGGUCAACGGAACACCAUCAGAGUGCCUGGAGCACGAGGACAUCGUCCGCAGGGUCAGGAAGAGUAGCCCGAGGGUCAGCCUCACCUCCAUAUCACUGAAGGGUCGACAGUUCUACACUCAGCUGGGCAUUCCUCCCCUGCUGUUCCACGAGGACCAGGUCUCUCCUGGGAAGCAGGGGCUUCAGAGGUCGGCAUCCCGCUGCUCUCAGCUACUCAAGGGGCAUUGUGCACCGGCCCACAAUGCAUCUCUGCCCUGCCCCAGACUCUGCGUCCUACAGAGAGAAGAGUCAGGGUUCGGCUUCCACCUGGGCUGUGCCCAGCAUGAGCCAGGCACCUUCAUUAGCCAGGUGGAACCAGGGAGCUCCGGACAGCGUGCUGGGCUGUGGGAAGGGGACAUGCUGGUGGAGGUAAAUGGACAGAACGUGGAGGAAGAGUAUUUCAAGGAGGUGGUGCUGAUGAUAAAGCACAGUGACUCAUCUCUCCGGAUGCUGGUGGUGGAGAGGUCAGGGUACGAGCAGCUCAAGAGGACUGGUCUGCCUAUCACAGCUGGCCUCAUCAUUCACAGUGCUCAGGUAAAAGAGAAUUCUGAGAAAAUCACCAUUGCUUCCUUAUGAUUGGAUGUUAAGAAGCAACUUCUCCUUAAUUAUCAUCGUCACGGUGAACACCCUAGCAUCUCAUUGGACCAAAUAUAUCAAGAUAUCAAGGCAGCAGCCAAUUUCACACUGAAGACUUACAUUAUAACUUACAGGAAGGGUGAACUUGAUCCAUGUACGCCAACCUCUCUGUACAACUUCACUGGAGAGAGACUGUGUGGUAAAAACACUUUGUGGCUGUAGUGUCUGACACUGUUUUCCUGUCCAUCCCUCCUCCUCUUCUCUUCAUCUAUUAUUCUUCAAGCUGUUGGAAACUGCCUACUGUGUGCUGCUAAAGAAUAGUUUAGACUUAAUUUGACCCAAGCUGUUUGUACAUUGUUUAUAAUUAUUUGUGUCUCAGGAGUCUGGGAUGUGGUAAAAUGAGUGAGCACGGACAUGGUUUUAAGGAUCUAUGAUAAUUGUAGCCUAUCUUCGCACUGAUUUACCAAGGUCAUUCAAGGUUAUGGAUAUGCAUGGUUUCAAAAGCCAUGCAACUGAAUAAAAAUGUGCCCUAUAAUGUGAUUUUAAAGGGAAAUAUCUAAUUUUGUGUGGUAUGAUUUUGUAUACGUUAUUUGUGUCAUCUUUCUAAAUUAUAUUCUACCAUGGUUGUAUUAAAAAGACAU
Messenger RNA from Osmerus eperlanus (European smelt), 2336 nucleotides. It is a transcript of the gene nherf4a, whose product is annotated as NHERF family PDZ scaffold protein 4a. Gene Ontology annotation, cellular component: apical plasma membrane. Gene Ontology annotation, molecular function: protein-membrane adaptor activity; protein binding. Lineage: Eukaryota; Metazoa; Chordata; Actinopteri; Osmeriformes; Osmeridae. The transcript has 12 exons. Gene Ontology annotation, biological process: protein localization to plasma membrane. The record is from RefSeq and is a predicted model, not a curated record. Bases 85 to 1695 code for a protein of 536 amino acids.